This is a messenger RNA of Hippocampus zosterae (dwarf seahorse), 3275 nucleotides long. Its product is annotated as ERBB receptor feedback inhibitor 1. NCBI's taxonomy places the organism in Eukaryota, Metazoa, Chordata, Actinopteri, Syngnathiformes, Syngnathidae. Gene Ontology annotation, biological process: regulation of keratinocyte differentiation; negative regulation of epidermal growth factor receptor signaling pathway. The transcript has 4 exons. The record is from RefSeq and is a predicted model, not a curated record. The coding region runs from base 229 to 1254 and encodes 341 amino acids. Gene Ontology annotation, cellular component: extrinsic component of cytoplasmic side of plasma membrane.
UAAGAGGAUGCUGGGUGGAGUUUUGAGGACACCAGCGCAUUUAUGCCGAGGCGUGCUGACGUCAUCCCGCCACAAUGAGCGCACUUCACACUGUUGUUGACGCGUCAUAAAUGCACAUGGCUCCGUUGCGGAUAUUGAACGAGAGAUGGAGCAGAGACUGACAGUCGGAGUGAGAGACCUGAGUGUUUUUUUUCGGAAACAAACCCACUACCUUCCGCAGACCACAACAUGAGCGAGAACAACUACUGGGGACAGCAUGACUGCAGCAGACUGUGCUUGGGCCUGCCGAGCGGCCACGUGGAACACAACCUGACCGAUCAGCAACUGGUCCAAGAAUGCAGCGCAAACGUUUUUCUCCCAAAGUUUCCAUCCUACUCCGAUUCCUGCUGCCUCCCAUUGGACAAGACACUUGGACCUCAUGAAGGAGACCAGGUGGUGCCUUAUUGUUCUUCCCACCGCUGGACAGUGUUUUGGGGCCCGCAGAGAGAAGCCAAACCAUUGCCGCCUUUACCUGACCCCGAGGAGCACAUGUCCGACGAGGCGGCAGAUAAUGAAGUGGAGUUCUUCACCAGCGAGCGACGGCCGCUUCUGCCCAAAAGCUCCCCUAAGAUGGUGUGCAGGAACAGGGGACAAGUAAAUCCCGCCUACCUGGGGGCGUCGUCGCAGCCUGGCAACGCCUCCUUGGCGUUCUCCUGGCCUGGCAAAGAGGACAAAUUAACAGGUGCAGGUGCCGAACUCCUCGGAGUUAACGACUGGCCUCCUGUUCCCCUGGCGGAAAACCACCAGGAUGUGUCGUGGAGUCGACACCCAGACUAUAAACUCAACUCCUCCUCCGGCAUCCCCACCGAGAAGCCCCAAAUUCCUCCUCGUAUCCCAAUCCCGCCAAAAACGUACCUAAAAGCUGCGGCCGGCGAGGAGAAGCCGCCCAAAAUCCCCCCGAGAGUCCCUCUGGUGCCCCCGUGCCCGCCACGGUCCCCGAGUCCCAAAAGCCUACCCAUUUACAUCAACGGCGUGAUGCCGGCCACGCAGAGUUUCGCUGCUAACCCGCAAUAUGUGAGCAAGUCGCUGCUGAGCGAGAGGGCGCCCCCCGCGGCUCAGAUCUCCCCCUGCAUCGUUCCCAUUUUGAAGGACGGCAGACAGGCCAGCGCCACGCACUACAUCCUCCUCCCGCCGCGGCAAAAGACAUUGGCCGACAGACGAGGGCGACUCUUGAGCGAGCCCGCCAGGUUGGGAAACGAAUGGCAGAACAAUUAAAAUAAACCCGGCGUGGGCGCUUGGUUUACUUCAGAUUUUGCACAUGCAAAAAAAAAAAAAAAAAACGGGCACAAAAUUGAAACUAUCCCGUACAACACGUCUUUAUCUCGAUAGCGCUUUCACAACAGCUACAGAACAGUUAACAUGAAAUGACUAAAGACGCUAACAGAACUUCACGCUUUGUUGUUUGAGGCAGUUCUAGAUGAAAGCGGGGAGGAUAAAAAGUGUCCUUUCGCCAGUGGAUCAGAGACGCCAAGCUCAAAAUGAGCACACGUCUGCUACAAGCUCUGUUUGAAAGUAAACAAGAUGGCUGCUUCCAUCGACCAUCACAGAGAUUCUUCUUCUUUAUAGCACAUGCAAUUUGCCAGCUUAGUUCAUCAAGCCCGAUGAGUCUUAAAAGUGAGGAGAAAAUAGUCAACGACAUCAUGCCUUUCGCCUUCUUGCGAUUGUGAGACAUGGCUAAAUAGUGUGACAUCAUAACGCAUCACACCGCGGAACCCUCCAACGCUUGUGUUGUUGCUAUUUGCCGUUUUCUAGAAAGAAUCAAUGGACUGACUGCAGUCAUUAGGUACUCAAAAGACUAUUGUUGGUACAAUACUUUAAGAGUAUGCUGUGGUAUUAUGGUAUGUACUUUUCCCCCACUUUUUAUGUCUUGCUGCAAAUUGUUUAAUAUUUGCCAGAAUUGACGUUGACCUUAAAACGGUUUGUAGUUGCCUAGAGAGGCCACAAGGUGGUGGCAAAGCACUACUUUCCUAUUAGACAGGGCUAUGGCUCCUUCGUCUCACUUUAACAUAGUUCUUCGGCACCGAUAUGCCACAAGCCAGAGCCAAAUCACCCCAUAAAUUACCACGUUUUUUAAUUUUCUCAGGAAAUAUCGUUCAUACGUAUCCAGGAAGGAUACAUUUUGUCAAAUGGGUUUGGAGGUACACACAGACACGAUAGCUUCGGUCGGACAUUUUCAGCCUGAAUUCACGCGCCUUACCUUUCAACUGUUAAUGUCAUUUUAAGAAUAUGUUUGUCAGCACAGGGGCCGAGUUUGUUGCUUCUAACAUUUUGCCAGUGAGUAUUAGAGAGUUAUCUGCUCCGGGUCAACCUGGAAAUCCUCUUAACAUUCCAGUAUUCUCUCUCUCGAGUUGGAGGCUUGAGUUGCCUUGUCGUUCCCAAAGGAACUUCCUUUGGGGACAAUAUUUUAUUCCCGUCCUCUGUAACGUUCCAUUGACAAAACAUGCUGCAAACCCAAGCAGAGCAGAUACUCCAAUCUAUGUUGUGCACUUAAAUGUGAGCAAAUCAUUACUGUAUAAACAAGCUGGGCUUGUGUCAGACUGAUCAUUCCAUGUGUUCUUCAACAUGCUGCUUGAAAUCUUAUAGGUAUGAUUUUGAAAAUAGAUCUCAUCAUAAUGACAGUUGAUAGAACAGAGAGAACAACACUGCACAACUCUCCUAAAAAUGUUCUAAUUUAGUAUGCAAAACUGGUUCUAUCUUUCAGCUCUGCUUACGUGGUAUCUUGAUUUUAAAACUCUGGUUAUUGUAUAUCUCAAAGAUGAAACGGUGAAUCAUUCAUUAGUGCGACAUCAAUUGGAUUUAUUUUCUUUAGGUUACAUGAUUAAAAGUCAUCCGAACCAAAAACAGACGACGGCUGAAAAAGUCAUCUUAAAUGCUGUAAACCUUGUGAUUUUUUUCCCCCCACAAUAUGUCCAGUGAACAUAAUUGACCCCAUAUGAAUUGCAUUUUGUCACAUCGGCCAAAACACAGUACAGUAUCUACAGUGUGUGUGUGUGUGUGUUCAUGUGCGCGUACGCCUUGGACGUGAUGUUACGUUUCCUCCCGGGAGGAUCAGUGCUGUGUUUACAACCUGUUACACUGACAUGUUUCACAUUCUCAAGAAGGUUGUGUGUCCACCUCAGCCACAGUGAACACUGUUUGGAAGUUAUGCAGUUAUAAUCAUUGUAGAUAUAAAAAAAAAUAUUUAUAAAUAACUUAUUAAAUUUGUGUAAAGAACUCUUUUUUUUCUACACACAACA